This is a messenger RNA of Calliphora vicina (urban bluebottle blowfly), 847 nucleotides long. Its product is annotated as mite allergen Der p 3-like. Gene Ontology annotation, biological process: proteolysis. The record is from RefSeq and is a predicted model, not a curated record. The coding region runs from base 5 to 778 and encodes 257 amino acids. The transcript has 2 exons. Gene Ontology annotation, molecular function: serine-type endopeptidase activity. Lineage: Eukaryota; Metazoa; Arthropoda; Insecta; Diptera; Calliphoridae.
GAAAAUGUGGUUUAAAUUUUCGCUAGUAGCUUUAAUCGCUUUGGUUGGCAGUGUUAGUUGCUUUCCCGAAAGUCGUGUUGUAAAUGGCACCGCCACCGAUGUUACAAAGUAUCCAUUUAUAGUGUCAUUGCGUGGUAGUACAGGCUCUCAUUCCUGUGGCGCCAGUAUAAUCGCUCCACGUUGGAUUUUGACAGCUGCUCAUUGUGUCAGUGGUCGCUCGGCAAAUCAAAUUAAUGUACAGUAUGGUACUACUAGAAUAAAUGCCUUGGGCCCAAAUGUUGUUGGCGUUAAACGUAUUGUGAUGCACGAAGGUUAUGCUCCUGCUAAAUCAUAUGCCAAUGAUAUUGCCCUGUUGGAAUUGGAACGUUCACUGGUUUACAAUUACAAGACAAUUGCUCCAGUUACAUUGCCCGAUUCAUUCUUUGAAGUUUCCCAAACUAAACAGGGUGCUCCUGGCAUUUUAGCUGGUUGGGGUUAUGAUGCUACUGGUGGCUAUAUCCAAAGCGUUUUGCAGGAGGUGGAUUUGAAAAUUUAUUCCGAUAAAGACUGCAAUGCUAAACAUAAUGGUACUACAACUUAUCAUCAUAUUUGUGCUGGUGUUGAUGAGGGUGGUAAGGGUCAAUGCUCCGGUGACUCCGCUGGUCCUUUGUUCCACAAGGGUUCCGUGCAAUUGGGUAUUGUUUCAUGGAGUAUUAAGCCUUGUACCGCAGCUCCUUAUCCCGGUGUUUACACCAAGGUUUCUCAUUAUAUCGACUGGAUUUACAACCACAUUAACUGAUUAUUAUUUAAGUAUGUACAUAAAAAAUAUGAAUUUCAAUAAAAUUAACUACUAUUAUUGAAGUAUUUG